AUGGCGGGAGUUCACAAAAUGGCCGCUGUGAUAUUGUUCCUGAAUGCAUUACUAUUUGUAAAUUGCCACAGAGAUGAUGCCAGUGAUGCCUCAUCUGAUUCUACAUCUAGUGAGCAUGCUGAUUUUACAGCCGUACCAGACAGGACGCGAAACGGCCGGCGCAGUCAGAAGAAAGAAUGGCAGUACGAAGGACUCCCGAUCGACAUUCCGAAGCGCAGAGCUGAUCCCCCCACCACCACCACUACCACGACUCCAACUACCACCACAACAGCAGUCUACCCUCCUCUCAACCCUCGCUUCCGACGCAUCUACAACCCUGACGAGCGCGCGUCCAUCGACGAGUACCCAUUUCUGGCUGCGGUGCUCGUCAACAAGGAGCUGUGGUGCGGCGGCGUCAUCAUCGACCGCGAUAGAGUCCUCACCGCUGCGCAUUGUCUGCAACUGCAAUACAACAACCGCUUCUUCCGCGAGUAUGUCAAGAUGCUUACCGUCAGAGUAGGAUCCACCAACGCUACUGCUGGAGGGGAAGUGUUGAAGGUAGUGGGCAUCACCUUCCAUCCAAACUACAAGCCGUCGACCCUGGAGUUCAACGCAGCCGUGCUGCAGCUCCAUAAAAACCUGACCUUCGAGACUCGGGAGCCCUACUUCGUAACCAAGACACCGUACGCCCGAGAAAAUGCCAUUGCUGUUGAUAAUACCGUCGUAUUCCUUGGAUGGGGCUCUGUGCUGGGUGGAGGAGGCACAGGUGGGUCUGUGCUGUUACAAAAGGUGGAAUUGCCGGUGUAUGACUUCUCCGACUGCCAGCAGAUCUAUGGAAAAGUUCUCCUGACACGCACUAACUUCUGUGCUGGAUACAUAACUCUACCUAAGAACGUCUGCAAUCACGACGCGGGCGGCCCGGCGAUCCUGGAUGGCGUGCUGGUGGGCAUCCUGUCGUAUUCGUCCAAGCGCUGCGACCAGCCGGACCAGCCCGCCGUCUUCACGUCUGUUGGAGCGCUGUCGCCCUGGCUCGACGACCUCAACGAGCCCAAACCACGGUGA
Molecule: messenger RNA, 1041 nt
Organism: Pectinophora gossypiella (pink bollworm)
Lineage: Eukaryota; Metazoa; Arthropoda; Insecta; Lepidoptera; Gelechiidae
Product: trypsin-7-like
Exons: 8
Coding region: 1-1041 (346 amino acids)
Biological process (GO): proteolysis
Molecular function (GO): serine-type endopeptidase activity
Source: RefSeq, a predicted model, not a curated record